This is a messenger RNA of Drosophila persimilis, 574 nucleotides long. RefSeq lists its product as uncharacterized. Lineage: Eukaryota; Metazoa; Arthropoda; Insecta; Diptera; Drosophilidae. The transcript is spliced from 2 exons. The record is from RefSeq and is a predicted model, not a curated record. Bases 38 to 565 code for a protein of 175 amino acids. Gene Ontology annotation, molecular function: metal ion binding.
UUAUUUUCGUUUUUUUAGCUGUCAAUGUCGGCAAACAAUGUCGCUUGUGGCAGAUUAUAGCGACUCCUCCGAAUCCGACGAGGAUAGCAGCAAAGGAUCCGAAAGCGAACAGAUAAAUGGCACGCCGCCAACCGAGAAGCUGCCGCCAAAGUUGCCGAGCGCGAACCAGGCGCUGGGCCAAGCAGGCGGCAAGAAGACGGGCGAGGUGUUCUCCAAUCCAUUUCUAGAGGCGGAGCUGCAAAAGACAGCGUCCCUGGAGCGGCACGUUAAAAUGGUCAACAAUGACACACAUUUGCAGCUAAAGAAUGGACGCAAGAUAUGCUGGAACUUCAGGAAAGGACGAUGUCGUUUUGGAACAAGCUGCCAAUACGCCCAUGACUCUGAUUUGGCGAUGACGGAAGAGACUCCUCCAAAAAAUAGUUUUGAGCCAGUCCAGGCAGUCCAGGUGGUGAAAGAUACUGGAAAUACCAACACGCGCAAACGUCCCGGCCUGGGUGAUGGCUUGGAGCCAGGCAAACGAGUAAUGAAGUCGUACCAGAAGCAACACCCGUCUGGCCGCCGUUAAACCAGUCCA